AUGCCUGCCUGCUCGAAUCACACAGCUUACGAUCGCAGUCUUUCUUCUUCGGCGGUCGACCUUGAUCAUGAUGGAAACGUUGUUCCUGCAGAUUCUGAGCGAGACCAGGUUGCCAUUGCAUAUGGAACUGGGGAAGUUGUUGGUGAGUUCUCACGCGAGGCCGUUUGCCUAUCCAACUACGAGGGUGAAGUGGAGGAGGCAGCGCUAAAACACCCCGACUGCCUCCAGGUGAGGGUUGUGCAAGCAACAGAGAUGACCGAUGAGCCGUUCCAGCAGUUUGAGUUCGAUGGAGUUCUUGGACUGGGCUUGGAAAGCUUGGCGCUGGAUCCUGAAUUCAGCUUCUAUGGCCAGCUGACGAGGAUGAGCCAGUUGGAGCCAAUCUUCGGCGUCUUCAUCGCUAAAGAGGACAAAGAUGCGAGCGAGAUCUCCCUGGGUGGUAUCAACAUGGACAGAGUAGCUUCAGAGCUUCAUUGGGCACCAGUAGCAAAGCCAGAGCAUGGGCACUGGCAGCUUGCUGUAAGAAGAAUACGAGUAGGCAACGAGACAGUGGACCUCUGCGACACGGGCGACUGCACAGCCAUUGCAGACACUGGAACCUCUCUCAUCGGUGUGCCGAAGGCCUACGUCCAGAAGAUGCACUGGCUCUUGGCACGGCGGGUUGACGAUGAGAAAGUUCCACCGGCAGACUCCUCUGAGUAUUUUGACUGCCGGAACCAGCCAGGGCCCGACAUCGUUUUUGAUCUUGGUGAUGGGCUGGAGCUGACGGUCGGUGCGGAGGAAUACUCCCGUCCAGCAGCCCUGCGUGUUAUCACCAACGCCACUGGUGAGGAGGAGCUCAUUUGCAGAGCUUCUCUCCUACCCGUCGAGGAGAUUCCGUCCAUCGGCCAUGUGCCAAGUCGGGCCUGCAGACUGGCACCUUACCGCAGAUAUCUACAUAUAUAUAUAUAUAUAUGUAUAUUUAUUUGUUUUUGUAGAUUUAUAUAUAGAAAUAUAUAUAUUUUAAGGGGCUGCGCCCAUGGGCGGGCAGCGCAGGCAGGAGCGCGGGGCGAGCAGUUUCUAAGCAUUUUGAGGCCCCUAUAA
Messenger RNA from Symbiodinium natans, 1080 nucleotides. The record is from the annotation of a GenBank genome assembly. Lineage: Eukaryota; Dinophyceae; Suessiales; Symbiodiniaceae.